Molecule: messenger RNA, 621 nt
Organism: Chrysochloris asiatica (Cape golden mole)
Lineage: Eukaryota; Metazoa; Chordata; Mammalia; Afrosoricida; Chrysochloridae
Gene: NKAIN4
Product: Na+/K+ transporting ATPase interacting 4
Exons: 6
Coding region: 1-621 (206 amino acids)
Biological process (GO): regulation of sodium ion transport
Source: RefSeq, a predicted model, not a curated record
AUGGGUUGCUGUACUGGUCGUUGCACGCUCAUUUUCCUCUGCGCUUUCCAGCUGGUCACAGCUCUGGAGAGGCAGGUAUUUGAUUUCCUGGGCUACCAGUGGGCACCCAUCCUGGCCAACUUCAUCCACAUUGUCCUCGUCAUCCUGGGGCUCUUCGGCACUGUCCAGUAUCGGCCACGCUACAUCAUCAUGUACGCAGGAUGGGCGGCCAUCUGGGUCACGUGGAACAUCUUCAUCAUCUGCUUCUACCUGGAAGUGGGGGGUCUCUCCAAGGACAGUGAGCUCCUGACCUUCAACCUCUCCCAGCACCGCUCCUGGUGGCAUGAACAUGGGCUGGGCUGUCUGCGCAGGGAGGUGCCAGCUGCCAGUCUCAGGCCCCUGGACGGCCAGGCCCUGGUGUCGGGCAUCGACUGCACCUUGGAGCACCGCUAUGUGGAGAUCCUGCACAGUAUCCUACAGGCCCUGGUGGCGCUCGUGGGUUUUGUCUAUGCCUGCUAUGUGGUCAGUGUGAUCACCGAGGAGGAAGACAGCUUUGAUUUCAUUGGUGGAUUUGACCCAUUUCCUCUCCACCAUGUCAGUGAAAAACCUGCCCAUCUCUUAUUGAAGCAGGCGUCCUUGUAA